AUGGAAGAUCUCCCUAUUGUGCAAGUUUCAAAGUCAACCCACCUUCUACACUUUCUGUACCAUGUGAUCGUGCCCAAAUCAGAAGAACAAUCUGAGAUUAUUGAAGUCGAAGAACAAAUCAUCGAAGCCACGGAGAUAAAAAAAAUGCCUUCUGAGAAAUCAAGCAUUGUUGGACAACUGUUUGAUGAGGCUUGGAAGCUUCUCUUGAAGCUAAACAGUGGACCGGUAUACCUAAUCAAAAGGGUAGUGUCUUCUAGACCUGUCAAAGUCAUAUUAAGACUUCCAUGGACAAUCCUCUCUAACCUUCCUGUUCUCAAACUCUUGAAACAACCCGUUGAAAUUUUUCUCUCCUCUGAAAGCAACGAGAACGAGUCCGAAAAUGAGAAAUCAAGCUCGAAUAAUGCCAUUAACAGGCCUCCAUUGGUUAAGGAAAGUAAAAUCCCAUCCGUCAUCGAGUUAUCCAAAGCCGGUGUCAAAUUCUUACCCAUGAAUGGAUGUGUCGCAACCAUUAGUUUCGACAUUACAACAGCUAAGUUUUACCUCCCCACCGUGACCUUAGAGGUGAACACGAAAGCAAUUAUGAGAAACCUGGUAGCAUACGAGGCCUGCAAUGCAUCAGGGCCGUUGAUUUUUACUCGAUACACUAAAUUAAUGAAUGGAAUUAUCGAUACUGAAGAGGACGCGAAAUUGCUUGGAGAAGAAGGGAUUAUUUUGGACCAUGUGAAGAGCAAUAAAGAAGUGGCUGAGUUAUGGAAUGGGAUGAGCAGGUCUGUUAGGUUGACUAAAGUGCCAUUCUUAGAUAAAGUGAUUGAAGAUGUGAACAAGUAG
Molecule: messenger RNA, 828 nt
Organism: Camellia sinensis
Lineage: Eukaryota; Viridiplantae; Streptophyta; Magnoliopsida; Ericales; Theaceae
Source: RefSeq, a predicted model, not a curated record